This is a messenger RNA of Cricetulus griseus (Chinese hamster), 762 nucleotides long. Lineage: Eukaryota; Metazoa; Chordata; Mammalia; Rodentia; Cricetidae. The record is from RefSeq and is a predicted model, not a curated record.
AUGGAGCCCAAGGCCUUGUCUUCCGCAGACUCCCCAAAUACCAUGCUCUUGAUGAGCAGGGCCGCAGGCUUAGACAGCAAUGUCUACCAUGAACUGUUGCCCAUGCUAACAGAAAUGAAGCUCUUUGUAUCUCCAAAUGCACCCCUAACUGUAGGAGGCAGGCCCUUGGAGUCAGCAAAGAACACACCCAGACACCAAAUUCUCAGCCCAAAGGAGAUUUAUUACCUCGGAGGGGCAAAGGUGAAGGGGGAGGCGGGUCCAGACUACAUAAAAGACCAUUCGCUUAAAGUUCACCAGCAUACCGCCUAUAUAGGAGAAAAGCGUCCAGUACGAGAGAAAACUGGAGACCUCAGAUAUUUAUGCAGAUCUGCCCCAAACCGAAGCCUGCCAGCAAAAUAUAAACACCAGUACGUAUGUGGCAUUGGAUGGGGGAUACCAGAGUUCGCCUGCAUCAACAAAUCAAGAUGGAAGAGUGGCUUUCAAGCCAAGCUUGAAGACGUAGCUGUUCUUGCGAUUGGAAAGAUAAGCCAUCGUUAUCAAAACCCAUGGCAACCAAAGCCUUCAGUCCUGGACAAGCUAGGAGGAUACAGUCGUGGUUUUCUUGCCUGGAAUAUGAGUGAUUUUGAAGACGCCCAACAGAGAAACUCCAAGAGGGCUAUUCUUGUUAAACAGAGUAAAUCACCAGGGACUACUUUGACCCCCAGGCUGCCAAAGCUGUCAUGGAAGGAAGAGAAGGCUGACUCCCGGGAAGGCAAUGAUUGA